This is a messenger RNA of Pieris macdunnoughi, 468 nucleotides long. The record is from the annotation of a GenBank genome assembly. Lineage: Eukaryota; Metazoa; Arthropoda; Insecta; Lepidoptera; Pieridae.
AUGUCAAGUGCCAAAUCUGUGCGUUUAACCCGCGAAAUGAAAAGUUUUUGGAAUAAACCCCCAUGGGGAAUUACAUGUCGUCCGGAGAAAGAAGAUGUUCUCGAUGUCCUGAUGAUAAAUAUGUGUGGGCCUAGAGGCUCUCCUUAUGAAGGUGGACAGUUUAAAUUAGUGAUAAAUGUUCCAGACCGGUAUCCUUUUGAACCACCUCAAGUAAAGUUUGUGACACCAGUUUAUCAUCCAAAUAUUGAUGCAGUUGGAAGGAUAUGUAUGAACAUGCUGAAAAUGCCGCCUAAGGGAUCUUGGUUACCUACAAUUACCAUAGAAACACUCUUAAUAUCAAUUCAAACACUACUUGCUAACCCAAAUCCUGAUGACCCUUUGGUAACGGAAAUAGCUAUGGAGUAUAAAUAUAAUAUUGAUUUAUUUAAUGAAAAUGCCAAAAAACAUACUAAAGCAUAUGCUGUGUAA